Messenger RNA from Nakaseomyces glabratus, 2235 nucleotides. RefSeq names its product Sip1p (gene SIP1). Gene Ontology annotation, biological process: signal transduction. Gene Ontology annotation, molecular function: protein kinase binding. The record is from RefSeq and is a predicted model, not a curated record. Gene Ontology annotation, cellular component: nucleus; nucleotide-activated protein kinase complex; cytoplasm. Lineage: Eukaryota; Fungi; Ascomycota; Saccharomycetes; Saccharomycetales; Saccharomycetaceae.
AUGCAUUCUUUGUUCAAGGAGGAUUACUCGGUGACGAAGGAGGCGUCUGAGCCCGAGGCAGACGAGAGCAUUGAUGUGAAUAUGGCUGGGCUGUCGCUGACGUCGUCGAUGGGCGAUGGGUCUGCGUUGCACAUAUCAAGUCCCGGGCCUUCUAAUGCUACUGUGCAGACGAUCAAACGGGAGGUUACGCACGGGGACGAGUCUCCUCAGGGUGAUUCGGAUGAUAUAAAUGCGCAGCAUAGCAGGGCGAUGAGUGAGCACAGGCCCAGCAUAGUUGCUUUGAAGAUGUCUUUGAAGGAAGUUGCUGAGGCAGCGGCGGCGAAGCGUAAGAACCUGCCUUUCCGGACAAUAAAUAAUGUGAUGGACUCUCAGCGGAGUUCCAUUUCGUCGUCCAGGGAUGAAAUAUUUGUGGAUGCUAGUCCGUCGCCAGUUGUGACACGAACAGCCUCAAUUGAUAUUCCGCGCUCUGAAGAUGGGAGACGUUCUAGUAAUAGGCUGGUGAACUCUAAGCCGUACCUGUACAACUAUGAACCGUCGGGUGUUCCUGUUGGCGACCCUGAUGGAGGCAUGUUGCAAGGCACAGACGUUGUGCUGAAUCAGGAGUUGUUGGAACAAGCUCUCAAACGUGAUAUGAAGAGGAAAAGGGCGGACACCAUGCAAUCUUCUACUGUGGAACUAAAUAAGAAGGUCGAUACCAAUACUUCGAAGAACAGUAACCAUACUGAAAUAAUGAAAAACCCACCUGAAACUGCGGAGCCAACGUCUGCCACUGCUGCAAUGAUGAUGAGAUUAUAUGGGGAUCGUACUUUGCUGAACCAACAGAUUACGAAACAAAAGGAAGAUGAGAAUAAAUACAGUCAUACUAUUACUAAUGCUGCUUACAAGAAGCUGAAACCAUUUUCUGGAGUGAAACGAAAGAUACUAUCCAAUCCAAAUUUAAACUUACAACCAUUAGAACCAAUUAGACCAAAUGAGCCUCCUACAUCAGGUCAAAGAACUCCUAAUAAUAGCGCCCAUGUACAUAGUGAAAGCCCUUCCCCUGAUCGUACAAACGUAAUACUGAAAUGGAGGGAUUCUCAAAAUCAAUCCAAUAAUAAGGAACUUAAAGUUUAUCUUGUUAGUAAUGAAAUAUGCGCUUCCUUGAAAAAUGAUGACAAACUCUUCGCAGAGGGUAAGCUACUAGCUACUGAUAAUUCUCAAUUCAAUAAGAUUCCUUUAAGUUAUGACUCACACAAUAAUGAAUGGUAUGUUCCUGAUUUAUAUUUACCUCAGGGUAUUUACCGACUGCAAUUCUUGGUUAACGGUAACCUGGUGCAUUCUGAUUUCUUACCAACAGCUACUGAUGAUCAGGGAAACAUUAUGAACUGGUUUGAGGUCUUGAGGGGUUAUGAUCGAAUUGAACCGUAUAGAGAUGAAUCCGAGAUUCAAAGUGAUUAUACAAGUUCUGUGGAUACAACAUUAGAAGGUAUGGAAAACAAUGGUUUUCAGGGCAGUUCGGACAAUAGUACCACAAGUAUGAGAAACAAUAAUCCCGUGGCUCUAAAUCUACAGGCACCUGCUCCCAGCAAGGCACAAGCGUCGCGCAACUCUUCAUAUUAUUCAGCAAAGAGCUUUGAAAAGUCUAUAACCCAAUUUUCCGACUAUACUGGUGUUAGUAGAACUAACUCCAUGGUCAGUGCGGUUAGUCCAAUUAAUAAUGCGAAUACUCGUGAUAACGAUUUGGAGUUCUUUCCUCCUAUAAAACCCAAGGUUUAUGAAUAUUCAAACAAUAUUCCAGCCCUUUUCAGAAUAUCCUGUGACAUGGAAGAUGUGGAUGAUGAUAAUGGUACCGAAAAUAACCCACGAGCAUUUUAUGAUCGCCCUAGCUUUACUAAUAGAGUUGUGGAUUGUAAUCAGGAUGCUCUAUUUGGUGAUUUGCAGAAGGGGGGGAAAAUGGAUGCUGAAGAAGCUGAGAAUCUAUUCUUGAAGAAAUACCAGGUUCCAGAUUUACCGGUAUAUCUAAACUCUACUUAUCUGAACAAAAUAUUUCAUGAAUUCCAUCAAGUGGCAGGCCCAUCAACUCAGGACUCUAGCAUCAAUCAUAUCAUACCUCAUGUGAAUUUGAAGCACUUACUAACGAGCAGUAUCAGAGAUGGUAUUGUUAGUGUAGCAUGUACUACUAGAUAUGCUGGUAAGUUUAUAACACAAGUUAUAUACGCUCCUUGUGGGAAUGAUCAGCUAGAGAGUAAAGAAUAA